Messenger RNA from Striga hermonthica, 984 nucleotides. The record is from the annotation of a GenBank genome assembly. NCBI's taxonomy places the organism in Eukaryota, Viridiplantae, Streptophyta, Magnoliopsida, Lamiales, Orobanchaceae.
AUGGAACCCAAGAUCUGUGCAGUUAUUUUCCUGCUGUUGUUGAGUUUUCGAGCUGAAAGUGGACGUUUGUCUUAUGAUUUCUACCACCAAUCCUGCCCUCAGCUGUAUGGUAUUGUCCGAGCCGGGGUUGAGUCGGCCUCUGUGCUCGAUCCCACCACCCCGGCAGCCCUUCUCAGGCUCAUGUUUCAUGACUGCCAAGUUCAGGGUUGUGAUGGCUCCAUCCUUGUCGAUCCCGACGGACACACGGUCAAAUUCUCCGAAACCGCGUCGUCCAAGAAUUUCGGGAUCCGAAAGAGGGAGUUGAUAGAGGCCAUGAAAUCGACUGUGGAGGCCGUCUGCCCGCAAAAGGUGUCGUGUUCGGACAUCAUAGUAUUGGCCGCACGAGAAGCGGUUGCUUUAUCCGGAGGGCCUACAAUUGAUGUCCCCUUAGGCCGUAGGGAUUCUACGAACCCUCCCAAUCUCACCCUCGUCGAUACCUCACUUCCUUCGGCCGACACCGAUGUCGAUGCUAUGCUCCGAAUCUUCGCGGCAAAGGGAAUGUCUGUACAAGAAUCCGUUGCCAUUUUAGGGGCUCACACCCUGGGAACCACACACUGCGUAAACCUCAGGAGCCGUUUAUACGGGCGGCGGAAGGACAAUAAGGCUCGGAAUCCGGCAGCCGCAAAACCAGGAUUCUUAAACGCGCUGAGACUGCAGUGCCCCGUGGGGCCCAUGGCCGCGGCACUGGGAAUGGUCCAGAACGACAUCACCUCGGUGAUGUUCGACAACCAAUAUUUUGUGGGGUCGGCGAGUGGACUCGGCGUGCUCGAUAUUGACGCCCAGAUGCCUGUGGACACGCGGACGAGGCCGCACGUCGAGAAGUUCGCCGGCGACGGGGCUGCAUUUUUCAGGGCAUUUUCGUCGGCGUUUGUCAAGCUGUCACUGUCAGAUGUUCUCACGGGUGACCGAGGUGUGAUUAAGGGGAGUUGCACUACACUGUAUUGA